UUUAAUGGAACACAACGAGCACGGAUGUUGUUGAUGGCAGGAAAUUACACUGAUUUUAAUUACUUGUUAGCACAAAUUAAAAGCAAGCAACACGAACCGAAAAACUAUUUUAUGGAAGCGUCUCGGUUCCAUUGGAAACCCAAUGAUCCAGAAAUUGUAUCCGACGUUCUCUUUGCAAUCGCGAACGUCAUUAGUUUUGCACGAACCACCUACCUCAUGCCAGCUUUUGAGGUUCUCGGACCAUUGCAGAUAUCUUUGGGGAGAAUGGUAGGAGAUAUAACCCGCUUUAUGGUGCUCUUUGCCCUCGUACUAUUCGCCUUUAUGGUAGGCCUACACAAUCUUUAUUGGUAUUAUGGUGCGCAAAAGUUUAAGAUGUCUUUGAACGGCCAGUCUGUGUAUGUACAUGCUGCUGGUGCAUUUCAGGGAUUAGGACAUACAUUCUACAGUCUAUUUUGGUCAAUGUUCAGCCAAAUCAACAUCAAUGAGAUCAGUGUCAAAACACCUGAUGUCGAAGGACUUCGUCAGUGCAUCUUAAUUGACAAUGAUCGCAACAAAAUAGUCUGUACUGAAGACGCUACAAACAAAACAACUGCAGAACUGCUGGCAUCUUUAUGGUCAACUGGUACUGGUAAAGAACCGGUAGAGAAAAGCACGGCCAUAGUAGAAAGCGUCGGCAUGUGUUUAUUUGGCAUCUAUCAUGUGGUCAUAAUUAUUGUUCUAAUCAAUAUGUUGAUUGCAAUGAUGAGCCAUUCGUUUGAAGACAUUCAG
Messenger RNA from Octopus sinensis (East Asian common octopus), 768 nucleotides. Its product is annotated as short transient receptor potential channel 7-like. The record is from RefSeq and is a predicted model, not a curated record. The transcript is spliced from 7 exons. NCBI's taxonomy places the organism in Eukaryota, Metazoa, Mollusca, Cephalopoda, Octopoda, Octopodidae. The annotation marks the transcript as partial. Gene Ontology annotation, molecular function: inositol 1,4,5 trisphosphate binding; store-operated calcium channel activity. Gene Ontology annotation, cellular component: cation channel complex; membrane. Gene Ontology annotation, biological process: calcium ion transmembrane transport; manganese ion transport; regulation of cytosolic calcium ion concentration.